Molecule: messenger RNA, 1699 nt
Organism: Dendronephthya gigantea
Lineage: Eukaryota; Metazoa; Cnidaria; Anthozoa; Malacalcyonacea; Nephtheidae
Product: 2-amino-3-ketobutyrate coenzyme A ligase, mitochondrial-like
Exons: 12
Coding region: 54-1334 (426 amino acids)
Biological process (GO): L-threonine catabolic process; biosynthetic process
Molecular function (GO): pyridoxal phosphate binding; glycine C-acetyltransferase activity
Source: RefSeq, a predicted model, not a curated record
AUCAACAAUCACUAUUCACCACGACCUCUUUCACAGGUUUUUAAUUAACCACCAUGGAAUUCCUGCAGCGGAGUGUACAUCUUCAAAGAAAAGCCAUUUUAAGAUAUUUGUUAAAACAGUGUCGAUUCAACUCUAGCAAUGCUUCAAAUAAUUUUAAUCAAUCGCUUGCUGAAAGAAAUGCUGCAAUAAAGGAAGCAGGCACAUGGAAAGAUGAACGAGUCAUCACUUCUAAACAGGGACCAGAAAUUUCUGUUCAAGGAUCACAAAAUAGAAUAUUGAACUUUUGUGCUAACAACUAUUUGGGUUUAUCAUCUCAUCCUGAAGUGAUCAACGCAGGCAAAAACGCUUUGGAUAAAUAUGGAGCUGGCUUAAGUUCUGUUCGAUUCAUCUGCGGAACACAGGAUAUUCACAAGGAACUCGAAAAUAAGAUAGCUCAGUUUCACGGUCGAGAAGACGCCAUAUUGUAUCCAAGUUGUUUUGAUGCAAAUGCUGGUCUGUUCGAGGCAAUUUUGGAACCAGAAGACGUUUUGAUUAGCGAUGAAUUAAACCAUGCUUCGAUCAUUGACGGCGUGCGAUUGUGCAAAGCUAAAAAGUUGCGAUAUAAACACAGAGAUAUGAAAGACUUAGAGUCCAUGUUGUCAGAAAACAAGGAUGCCAGAACAAAACUCAUUGUAACUGAUGGUGUGUUCAGCAUGGACGGAAAUGUGGCGCCUCUGAGAGACAUUGUUUCUCUGGCCGACAAAUAUGAAGCGAUCAUUUUCGUCGACGAGUGUCACGCCACGGGAUUCUUUGGCAAAACGGGAAGGGGGACCGAGGAGUUCUUUGGGUACAAAGGACGUGUUGAUAUCAUAAACUCUACUCUGGGAAAAGCGUUGGGUGGUGCAGCAGGUGGAUAUACCACAGGUUCGAAGGAGUUGAUCGCUCUGUUACGCCAAAAAUCUCGACCGUAUCUUUUUUCAAAUACCUUGCCACCUCCUGUUGUCGCCUGCGCUUCCAAGGUAUUUGACUUGCUGAUGGAUGGCACUGACCUCACAACGAAGGUUGCUGAAAAUACAAAGUUAUUCAGGGACAAAAUGACUGAAGCUGGUUUCACAAUUGCUGGUGAAGAUCAUCCGAUAUGUCCAGUAAUGCUAGGAGACGCUCGUCUAGCCGUCGAGUUUGCUGAUGAAAUGUUGAAGAGAGACAUAUAUGUUAUUGGAUUCACAUUUCCAGUUGUUCCUGUGGGUAAAUCCCGUAUACGAGUGCAAAUAUCAGCUUCGCACAGUCGAGAGGACAUCGAGAAAUGUAUAAACGCUUUUAUCGAAGUCGGAAAAAAGAAAGGGGUCAUCAACUAAUAAUCUAAACAAUAAUUGUGUUCGUAAAAUUUACCUUUAGUUGAAUAUACAGUAGCUAAUAUAUUUAUCGGGUCUCCCCAAAAAGAGACCAUUCGAAAGUAGUUCUUUGUAAUACUUAGAAUGUCAAGGUAAAUAAUAAAUACAGUAUUAGAAACGUUAAUUUUACGGCCGUUGCUUUAACUAAGACUCAGUGCUAUUUAAAAUUACGUAGCCAUGAAUUUUGUGGGUACUCUUACGUAGCCAUAAAUUAUUAAAAUGAUGCAUUUCAGUUGAGGAGGACGCCUCGUAAAUGUAAAAAUAUAACUAUGGCGCAAGAUUUAUUCCAAAUAAACACUUUUGAACGCUGUAUUCAAGUUGUUGUGGGU